Messenger RNA from Pollicipes pollicipes, 1850 nucleotides. Its product is annotated as TATA-binding protein-associated factor 2N. Gene Ontology annotation, cellular component: nucleus; cytoplasm. Lineage: Eukaryota; Metazoa; Arthropoda; Thecostraca; Pollicipedomorpha; Pollicipedidae. The record is from RefSeq and is a predicted model, not a curated record. Gene Ontology annotation, molecular function: RNA binding.
CGUGGAGGCGCCGUGGGGCGGCGUGGCGGCGGUCACGGCGCGCCGGCCGAGUCGCGCGAGGAGCGCAACAACCGGCGCAACUGGGACGACGGCCGCGCCGACAGCGCCAGGGAGGGCGGCGCGCCGCAGCGGUUCGGCGGUGCCGAGGGCGGCGAGCGGGGCCGCGGCCGCGGCCGGGGCGGGCCGCCCGGCAGAGGCCGCGGACGCGGACGCGGCGGCGGCGGCCACCGCGACUUUGACCGCCAGUCGGGCUCCGACCGCAGCAGCGUGAAGCCGGUGGACAAGCGGGAGGGCAGCGGCCGCGGCAACUGGGGUACAGUACAGGAUGAACUGGCGGAGAUGGAGGCGCCGGCCGAGCCGACGGCGCCGGCUGCCGAGGCCGGCUGGGACGCUCCGGCCGCCGAGCCGGCCUGGGGCGCAGCCGCCGAGCCGACCGAGGACGCCGCCGGCGCCGGCGGCGGCGAGGAGGCGCCCGCCGAGCCGGAGGGGCCGCAGGAGCUGACGCUGGACGAGUGGAAGAAGCAGCAGGAGCCGCGCCGCCAGCCGCAGUUCAACGUGCGCCGCGCCGGCGAGGGCGAGAACCUCACCCAGUGGAAGAACACGUUCGAGCUGAAGAAGAAGAAGGACGAGGAGGAGAACGACGAGGACGAGGAGUCGGAUGAGGAUGAGGAGCAGGUGCGCCACGGCCGCCCCAAGCACUUCGUCAAGGAGAUCGAGUUCACGUUCUCGGACAGCCGGCGGGGCCGCGGCGGCGGCCGAGGACGGGGUCGCGGCUCGUACCGGGACGGCGACGAAGGCGGCUACCGCGGCGGCUACCGCGGCGGCCGCGGCCGCGGCGAGGAUGGCGGCUACAGAGGCGGGUACCGGGGCGGCCGCGGCGGCGGUGAAGAGGGCGGCUACCGCGGCAACUACCGCGGAGGUCGUGGCGGCGGCGAAGAGGGCGGGUACCGCGGAUCUUACCGCGGAGGUCGUGGGGGUGAAGAAGGUGUUUACCGCGGAGGGUACCGCGGAGGUCGUGGCGGAGAAGAGGGCGGCUAUCGCGGCAGCUACCGCGGCGGCCGCGGCGGCGAAGACGAAGAGGGCGGGUACCGCGGCUCUUACCGCGGCGGCUCGCGCGGCUCCAGCCGCGGCGCGCCGCGUCAGCACGCGCCCAAGGUGGACGACGAGAAUGACUUCCCGUCGCUGGGCUAGAGGCCACCGCCACCUCCGAUGGCUGCAGGAGUUCUCCAUGGUCCCGCCCCCCUGCCACGUAGUCCCCGCCGCCCGCCGCCCGUGUCGGCGCGGUACGCUCGGCUCCCAACCGAAUACGAGAGAGUGCGUGGUGCAAAAAUAGCAUGCAAGAGAGCGAGACGCCGGAGGGUGCGCGCUGGCUGCCCUCAUGUCGGCACGAGCUGUGCCAGUGCCGUCCGGUGCGUGCCACUCCGGCGCCAGGACGUCCGUGAGUCGACGAUGAAUGCCUGCGAGUGCCUCGUCCCGCACGGAUAAACAUGAUGGUCUCAUUGUCCGAGCGAGUCCCGGGCAGUCCAUGCGCCUCCGCGGUCAUGCUCACACGCUAAGGGCAUGUUUGUAGGCCAGGCUCGGCGACGUUGUUUUCGAGCGGUCGCCGGCGGAUGGCUGUUUUUCGUCUUUCUGUGCGUGGGACGAGCCGCGGCUGUAGCGCGGCCUGUAGAGGGGCCCGCCCCAGCCGCCGUCGGGCCGCCGCGGCGCGGCGGCGGCCGGGACCGGCUCUCCCAUGACAGGUCAUUGUCAUCUGGUUGUGUUUGUUUGGCGUGCUUGGCAAGCUGUCAGCCGUCGGGCCGCGAUCGGUUUUGUAUGGUGAACACGCAGCGUACAAUACAGUUUGAAACGAU